AUGGGACCCCAGAAAAAACCUCAGAAAUCUAAAAACAGAGAGACUAAGCUAUUUAUUAGCUUUGAUGAGAAUUCAAGACGGGAAUUUCUUACUGGUUUUCGGAAACGCAAGAAAGAGCGGCAAAGGAAAGCAAAGCAAAAGCUGGAAGAAAAACUAAAAGAAGAACGACGAGAAAUUCGAAAAGAGAAAAGGGAAAUGUUUCGGACUAUGAUGCAGAAUUACAAGGUCGCUCCAGAGAUUAAACACCUGGUUGACCCCAAAGAAUUCAAUAUAGACCAACACACUGUCACAGUGACUGAUGUGUCCGAGGUUGAUAUCACAGGUCAAGAUGGCUUGCGAUUGGGUGUAAACAAGGGUUCAGUUGUGAACAAGCAUGAUGAAGGAAAAUCUGAGGAAGCUGAGAGCGAAACUGAAGCUGACAUAAAGUGUAAAAAAUAUCAUGAAGAAAAACUUCGCCGCAGAAUUAAAAAAGCAAAUGAUUUGCAGCAACGAAUAAAAGCAAAACAGAAAAAGAAGCACAAACUGAGGGAUCCAAAUGAUCCAAAAUCUGGAUCCAGAAGAAACAAGCACCAGUUUGGUAAAAAGAAGAAAAAAAGAAUGCAAGUCACAGAAUAA
Acanthosepion pharaonis is the source of this 615-nucleotide messenger RNA. The record is from the annotation of a GenBank genome assembly. NCBI's taxonomy places the organism in Eukaryota, Metazoa, Mollusca, Cephalopoda, Sepiida, Sepiidae.